UUCAGCAUACUGGGCGUCAUCUAUCAAUUCACGUCCCUGUAGAUCAUGGAGCGCUUCCUCGGCUAUCCUACCCCUUUACGAGCCUAUGGAUACUUUGCUGCCGUACAAGUCCUCAGCACGGCUACUCUAGGCUUCACAAGAGCUGAUUCUGCUCGAUCACGGAUAUUCCUCUCUAUCAUCAUUCUUUUACUGAAUUUUUUAGGAGACAGGACAAUUCAGGCCGCGUCUGAUGAUCUUUCCGUAAGAUUGUUCUUCUCGGGCAGUUGCUGGAUACACGCACUUCACAUCACAUCAUUGCUUGUUCAGUCAAGACUGGAGUACACAAUAGACGGUGACAAAGUAAUCAAGAACAAGUCUGGUGCACCAGAAUCAAUCUUUGUCUCUCGAGAGCCGUCUGGCGACGGUAAAUUCUUGAGUCGUCUGAAAUGGUCUCUUGCUAUGCAAUGGAACUUUCGGCGCAUCAAGACCUCCAAGCCCAGCAAGAACAUUCCACCAUUUUCCUAUACGAAUCCACAAUAUGUGCCUUCAAGAAUGAGAUUUUGCAUCUCUCGGAUGUUUUCCAUCAUUUUAUCGGUGGGAUACCUGGCCUUGGUUGAUCCACACCUACAACCAAAGUUCGAAGAUCUGGCUCCAAGCAGGGUCAUACUCUUCUCUCGCCUCAAGGAAAUAACACUUUUGGAGGUUGUCAGGCGGGUCAUGGCAACGAUAUCAUGGCUUGGGUGUGUCUUUGCCUCCAACGAAAUAUCGUAUGGCGCUUUGGCUAUAAUUUUUAACAUCUUAGGACUGAGCGAGCCAGUCAUGUGGCCAUCCUCGUUUGGUCCUCUGAGGCAGUCGUAUAGUCUCCGGAACUGGUGGGGGGUUACGUGGCAUCAAACAUGGCGGUCUUUCUUAUCUGAUCAUGCCGACCUGGUCCUGUUUCGGAUCAUGCGUCUUCGCAAGUCCACCUUCUCGUUUUACGCCAAGCUAUUUCUCGCGUAUUUUAUCUCGGGGCUUCUUCACCUGCCUCCGGACAUGGCCGCCGGAGUACCCUUAUACGAGAGCGGCGCGAUGGGUUUCCUUCUCGUUCAAGUUGCUGGAUUGAUAUUCGAAGAAACCAUGCAGAAAUUAAACAAGAAGAUGGGCCUGAUUACGAACUCACUCAUGGUAAAGACGAUUGGAUAUAUUUGGGUGGCCUUCUGGCUGACAUGGACGUUGCCAUGGCUUGCUUUUCCUCGUACAAGGUAUAGGCCACUUAACUUCAUGCUUGAGCCCCCUGAUGGCCAUCUAUGAUACUUCUAUAGGGUAGAUUGCGAGAGAAGUUGAUGCUGAAACAAAAUGUAAUGAAGGAUCUUGUACUUAGAGGCAAUCGCAAGGACACAGCUAGUCACAUCAGCAAGUAUAUUUUAGUUUCGUAC
Boeremia exigua is the source of this 1394-nucleotide messenger RNA. RefSeq names its product membrane bound O-acyl transferase family-domain-containing protein. NCBI's taxonomy places the organism in Eukaryota, Fungi, Ascomycota, Dothideomycetes, Pleosporales, Didymellaceae. The transcript is spliced from 2 exons. The record is from RefSeq and is a predicted model, not a curated record. The coding region runs from base 46 to 1269 and encodes 407 amino acids.